GCUUGAUAGGCCCCUGGGCUUCAGGCCAGGUAAACCCAUUUGUUGUGCCCCUGGGCUUCAGGCCAGGUGAACCCCUACAUCCAUUAAUAGUCUGCCGCGCGUGGCGUGGUCGUCCGUAUUGCUGCUGGUUUCGGGAAUGGAUGCGGAGUCGGAUUUUUACACAGAAGCAAAAUGCUGGUCCAGGUUCGGUCCUGCCAACAGCAGAAGUACGUGAAGUUGGAUGAGGUUGAUGGACGGUUUGAUUUUAUGCAGUUCCAUGAAAAAGUCAUCGAGAGAUUUUGCCUGCCACCUGACGCAAAAGUAGUGUACAAAGAUGCAACAGGGACAGAAGUUGAUGAAGACAUUUUCAGUGACCUUGUCAGCCAAGGCAAUGUGGUUCUGACGGUUUUGUCAAAUGAUGAAUUUUCUGAUUGCUCCUUGUCCUCUCCAUCCGAGUGGUCUGACUCAAGUUUCAGUUCAAGUGCAAGUACAUCAACUAUACUCCUAGAUGAGGUCCCUAGGAAGAAACCAAGAGUUGAGGGUGUUGAUGCAGAAUCUGCUAAGAAGUUGAUUGAAGCUGUACUUGGAACCAGCUCAGGUGGUGAAGAGGUCCUCCAAGAAUAUCACACAACGCAAACUCUAACAGAUGCUACCAGAAGAAAAUUGGUCAAUAUAAUAGUGGCACACAUGAUUGAUAAACACGGGCAACUCCCCACCAAAGCUGUUCGAGAAGAGUACGCUCUUGGGAUAGUGACAGCGUUCCCGUCCCUCAAAGACCCAUACUCCAAGAAAGGCUAUGAACACUUCUAUGAUGCUGCAAGCAGCACUGGAUACAUUUCUUGGCGUCUGAAGACGAUCCAGAGAAAAAUUCGAAGAGGACCUGCAUCUACAAGUAGCCCCACUGGCUUUUCAUCCGGAGGAGGAGGCCCCAAUUUCCGAAGGUCCAUUAUUCUUGAACAGCAGCUUGAUGGGGAUGCAUGCCAGGAAGCCAUCUCUUUGCUCAACCAUACAACAGACACUUCCUUAAUUUUCCAGAAGAUGAGAGAGACCUUUCAGCAUCGUCGGAAGCUUAUCAAUGACCCAGACAAAAGUCCUGAUAUCCUCUCUAUCUUCCCAAGAUUCCUGGAUACAAAGGGAUUGGUGAAUCAAGACUUCACUCUCCUGUUUGAUGAUGAGGUUUCUACCAGGCUGCUUCAGAAAUGGGAUCCGAUGUUCAGGUAUAACGUCAUCAAAGAGGCCAAGCGGCUCACCCCAACACCAGAGUUGCGUCAAAUGGUGCAGUCAGCGGAGAGUCCACCAGGAAGUGAUCUUGAUGAGGCACCAACCUAUGACCAAGAGAUGGCUUCCCUGUUGCUGCUGUUGUAUCUCCUUCCGCCACCACCAGGGGGAUCAAAGUGUCCAAAAAUCAGCGCCUCUGAUGCAGUUGAGAGACUUGUAGUCUUUCAUAAGUCUUGCUGCAGUUUGGAAGAGCAUCUUCAGAAUCAGCAGAGCCAGCAGCCGUACCUCCUGGCUGUUGGGCGCCAGAAGAGGAAGAUUGACAACUUCUAUGUCUCCGUGGACAAGCGUCUCAUCCCCUGCCAGGCUAGCCGCUCCCUUGGGGCAUUUGAUGAGCUUUUUAAAGCUCAUUUUGUGUUCAAUGUGUCUUAUGAUGGUGCGCUUGUGAAUUUUUAUACCUUUCUGCAGACAACAGUCUAUAACAUUGAUAUGGGAAAAAUGAAGGAGUCACCAAGAGUUCGAGACCUGAGAGCUAAACUCCUUAACCAAGAAAUACUUCUCACAACCUGAGUAAAAGGCAAGGCAGUCUUUAGGUGGCAUUGUGAUCAACAUGCUAACAUGUUUUAUGUGUAAAAAAGUUUAUCCCAGCAGUCAAGAGUUGAUUUCACAUUUAAGAGGUGAACAUGGUUAUUAUCCUGGACCUAAGUUUAAGCUGUUUUGUUGUCAACCGAGCUGCAGACUUCAGUUCCAAACUUAUGCCGGCUUUAGAAAGCACCUCAAUAUUGUUCACAGCAAUGUUGAACAAAUUG
This is a messenger RNA of Centropristis striata (black sea bass), 2003 nucleotides long. RefSeq lists its product as uncharacterized. The transcript has 11 exons. The record is from RefSeq and is a predicted model, not a curated record. The coding region runs from base 172 to 1764 and encodes 530 amino acids. Lineage: Eukaryota; Metazoa; Chordata; Actinopteri; Perciformes; Serranidae.